AUGGGAGAGGUUGCUGGCCAUGACAUCGUGUACAAUACGACGAUGGUGUGGAACGAGUUCCGAGCCAUCGCGGAUCUGCUCCGCGCCCAUGUGGGGAAGGUGGCCGACCAGGGCCUCACCCUCAACGCCAUCACGAGAGCCACCCAGGUGUCGAGGUACGUGGUCCAGUCGGUCCAGACUUCGACGAAGACUGGCAUUGCCUACCUGCGUGACUACUCCCAAGAGCUCCAAGUGAAUGCGCUGGACGUUCUCAAGGCCGUGAAGGACUUCAUCAAAGAGGGCGUCUUUCUCGGCGAGCCCACCAUCAAGAGCCUGGAAAGCCUGCUGAUGGACAAAAUCUACCCCGUGGUGACUAAGCUCAUCGCCGCGGCCAAGAACAUACAGCAGCAGGCCGCCGCGCAGUCGAAACCCUCGGCCGGCGUCGCGCCGGCCACGCCCAACCUGCGCUCGGCCUACUACUCGUCGGGCUACAACCCCCGGGACGACACCUACCACUCGCUGCGCACCUCGGCCUCGCACACGCGCACCCAGCCGCCCCAGCAGCUGCCGCCCAACUCGCUGGGCUCGUCGGCUUCGGGGAGCCGCUCGCGGUUCAACCCGUCGGGCAUGGCGCCGCCGCCCGCACUCGCGCCGCCGCCCGCACUCACACCUCCGCCGGCCCUCAGCGCCCCGCCGCUCGCCGCCCCGCCGCUCGCGACCCUGCCCAGCGUCCACCGCCCCUACAGCUCGGCCUACAACAUUUCACCCGUGCCAUCGCCCAACUCGGGCGGCGGCAGCAGCAGCGGCUUAUCGUCGAGCAGCUCCUACACGCGCGGCAUGCCGUCGCCCAAGGGCAACGUACACAGCAACAGCUCAGGCACCAUUCCCUCGCUCGGCUCGAGCAACUCGCGCACAGCGUCGCCGCGGCUGCCGCCACCACCCGCGCUGCCCACGAGUCUCCCGCCCGGCGCACUGCCGCCCAUGCCCACCGACCUGCCGCCGCUGCCGCCGCCGGCCGACCUGCCCCCACCGCCGCCCCCGCCGUCGGGCGACCUCCUCCCCCCGCCGCCGGCCAUGCUGGGCGACGAGAUCCGGAACCAGGCGCGGCUCGUCGUGCAACAGGUCAUGCAGCUCAACCAGAUCAUCCACGAGCAGAACGAAGAGGCGUUCGUGGAAGAGGCGCGAAGGACGCUCAAUCAGUUGAACGCCCUCAUCGCGCGAGCCAAGGACUUUGGGCUGGUGCAGGAGGAGAACGAACUGCGCGAUGCCACCUACGAGUUCAUCUCCGCUGCCAAGGAGCGGAUCGGCGGCGGGUCCUCCGAGCAGGAGUUCGACCAGGCCGUCGCCUUCCUGGCCGACACCAUUCGCCUCUUCGUCGAGGCCGUCGCCAUGGCCGUCCUGCCCCCGCCACCCCCGCCCAGGGAGGACUUCGCCAAAGGGGUGGGCGAUGGUGGAGCAGAGGCCGAAGACACGGGCGCGGAGGGCGAGGCCAAGAGGAAGCGGCUGCGGAGCAACGUGCUCAAGGAGCUGCUCAACACGGAGACCACCUACUUCACACAGCUCAAGACGCUCGACUUCUCCUUCAUCCAGCUCCUCAAGAACCGGAAGGACCUCAGGACCAUGAACGAUCCGGUGUUUGCAAGCUUCGUGCUGUGCGUGCCGCCGAUCGUUUCGCUCUCCAAGGAGCUUGUGGGCGAGCUGACCUCGCGAAUCAACAAGAUGAGCGACAGCGACCAGAUUCACGUGGGUGACACCUUCGUUCGAUUGGCGCCCGUCUUCAAGAUGUACCAAACUUACAUUAACAACUACGACCAAGCGAUGGCUAAGCUGCGACAUGGAAUCGACACCGAACCCGAAUUCGAUGCCCUCGUUAAGCAAUUCUGUCCGCCGGGCGGUCCCGACAUCAGCUUCUUCUUCAUCCUGCCCAUCCAGCGACUUCCUCGCUACGAGCUGCUUCUGCGUGAGGUGCUCAAGUUCACGGACAAGGUCAACUCGGCGGACGAGUACAGCAACCUCGGGGCGGCGAUCCUGAAGGUCAAGGAGAGCAACGACAGCAUCAACGAGAAGAAGCGACAGGACGAAAACAUGAAGAAGAUCAUCGACAUCCAGAACGCCAUCACCAACGAGAAGCUGGCACUGCUCAAGCCCGGGCGCGUGUUCGUUCGUGAGGGCUCCAUGGAGGAACCCGACCCGUCCGGCAAGAAGGCAAGCGCACUCCCCAAGAAGAAUGUUGGGCUGGGCAAGGGCAAGUCGUUCCACUACUUCAUGUUCACCGACGUCCUGCUCAAGACGCGGUUCGAGAGGAAGUCCAAGAACUACACCCUGGUCGACACCAUCUGGUUCGCCGAGGUGGCCCUGCGCGACGUCAACCUCUCCGCCAAGGAUCUUCUGAACUUGUUCGAGCUGGUGAGCGGAAGCGAGAAGUUCACCUUCAACUGCAUCACCGAAGACGAAAAGCGAUCCUGGAUGAAGGACAUGCAAGAAGCGAUCGAGAGGGCGCGCAGCGGUGACGGGUCGCCGGGGGGCAGGGGCAUACGUUCGCUGAGGCGGGGCACCAACGGGGAGGACUACGAGGGCGGCUCGCCGAAGCUGGGCAAGAAGAGCGACAAGAAGGAGAAGAAGAGCAAGUCGAAGAGGGAGCGCAGCAGCACAGGCUCCAAACUGCUCAGCUCGCUCAAGGGCUAA
This is a messenger RNA of Acanthamoeba castellanii str. Neff, 2664 nucleotides long. RefSeq names its product RhoGEF domain containing protein. The record is from RefSeq and is a predicted model, not a curated record. Bases 1 to 2664 code for a protein of 887 amino acids. Gene Ontology annotation, molecular function: guanyl-nucleotide exchange factor activity. The transcript has 16 exons. NCBI's taxonomy places the organism in Eukaryota, Discosea, Longamoebia, Acanthamoebidae.